CCUGUUCCUUUCAUCCAGUUCGUGAAGUGAAUCUUAGUAGGCCUUAUUUAUUAAGUAAGGCUUACUUGCGAGUAUUGCUAGGUAGCCAGCGGAGGGCCCUGGAUCUAUAUGCACUGGCUUGAACAUAAGGAAUAGUCGUGUCAGUCGUGUGACACUCAGGAUACCAGUUCUGAGUCUGAUUCUUAUUCACAAUUAGCAAAAGUGGUUCCUUUCUUUACAAGUGGGAAAAAAAUUCUGUAGUCCCAUGAAAAUAAGAACGGCUAGUUGUGAAAUUUACGAGUAUUGUUCCUGAAACUAUUGUUUUGUUUGUAUUUUCUUCAGUGUUGUAUUUUCUGUGUCUUCGCUCCUAUCGGCAUUCCACAUGAAGUCAGCCAAUUAUUUGACAGAUCGCCUACCAAAAUAUUGCUUGUGAUUUAACUUCUAUGAUGUGUGCUAAUCCUACAGCCAAACCUUGGUUUCCUCUUUAAGGCAGAAUGACAGUUCGCCCCAAAAACAUUCUGGAGACUGAUAAUUCCUCCAUUUCUCCAUGCUACCACACCUUAUCUGUAGAUGAAUCAACAGCCAACCUGAGCCCACCACAUAAAAGAUUGAGGUUAUCACUCAAAGGGCAGAAAUUCCUUGGUUCCAUAAAUCAUUCCAAGAGAGCUCCAUUUCCUUCUACAAGCAAAGAAAACAUAUCUCAAAAAAUGCAAAAUAUUCGGCCAAAUUUGCUUGACCCCAUGAGUUUACAUGUGUCCUACACUGGAAGUGGAAUGGGCCUCAUAACUCCGCCGUACAGUCGUAUGGAUAUGAAUGGAGAGAUUGAUGUUUACGAGCGCGAAAGACCUCUAAGACUAGAGCCACCUUUAAAUGAAAAACCACCUUUUCUUCCACCUGUAGCAACAUUGCUUAACCUUGGCAACACCUGUUUUUUAAACAGCGUCUUAUAUACACUGAGGUUCACACCAGGGUUUGCACACCUUCUGCAUCACUUAGCUACCGAUUUGACUGAGAAAAAAUUGCUCUCGUCACUAGGAGCCAAUGAGAAAAAAAUGGGAUUUCUUUCAUCUGGCAGUCCUGGUCUGAGAACCAAGUCCCUGUCUUCCUUGGCACCAAGUAUCAUCGAUGAAAACAACGUUCAAAUUAAUCCUGCUAAAAGAAAAACUCUUGUAUUGACUGAACGUUUACACGAACUUCUUCAGACGCUGCACAAUGCCGAACAAAAGGGUGACUUGAACGAACCGUUCCAAGCUGAUGCGUUCUUGCAAGCGUUGCGAGAGGUAAAUCCACUUUUCCAAGGAAAUCAACAGCAAGACGCCCACGAACUUCUCGUUUGUUCUCUAGAUUACUUACGUGAAGCGUGCCAACUAGUCGACAAAGCUCAAAAUAAGUCGCUUGACGAGAACUCCGAAGCCGGCAUGAAUGCUGAGCAAAACAAUACUGACUUAAGCGUUAUUAAAAGAGGUAAACAAAACUCUGAGAAGAAAAAAAAGAGUAAAAAGAUUUUUGCCGAGAAAGAAAAAGAUGUUAAGAAAGGAAAACGGGGAUCUGGCAAUAGUUCCUUUUCCAACAGCCCUAUAAAUUCAGCCGCUGACCAUGACCAACUUCCAAAGGUGGUGGUAGAAGAAACAAACAAUCCCGCAUCAGAAACCCGCGAUUUUAUUUCUGAAAGUUUUGAAGGAGUAACCGUUUUAAGAACUACCUGCUUGGAGUGUGAAUACGUAACGGAAAGAAAGGAAUCUUUUAUGGAUAUAUGUGUUCCCAUUACUAAUGACUGUCCUUCUGGAGAUGAAGUGCCGCAAAGUCCGUCUGCGUUCUUUGCUUCUACAUUAAUGGAGGUGGACUUCUUACGUGACACAAAUAAAUACUGGUGUGAACAAUGCGUUCGUUAUAAUGAAGCCCGUCGCUCAGUUCACUAUGAAAAAUUACCACGUCUUCUAGUACUCCAACUAAAACGCUUUUCCCUGUCGUUCGGAUCAACAGUUCACACGUCGAAGGUUAACGACUAUAUGCCGACUCCUAUGCAGUUGGACUGCUUCUGCGAACAUUGCCAAGCCAUCCCUGAAACACCACUACAUUCUUAUAAACUUUAUGCUAUUAUUAUGCAUUUGGGGGCGACAAUGGCAUCAGGGCAUUAUGUAGCUUAUACCAGGGUAUGCCCCUCUAUAGCUGACUAUGCUUCAUGUCCUCGAGCCAAAGCGAUGCCUAGUUCAUUGUCACCGAAUACUAACAGGCCGAAUGCCGAACGGAAUACUGGCAAUAGUAAUAGCGGGGGAGGUAUAUUGCGAUUUUUUAAGCCCAAAUCUAGCACUGCUCUUAACACAGAAUCGAUCAACAAUUCUGGAGGCGCUGCACCUCUAUCUUUGUGCAAGUCUAUUGACUGCUGCAGUCCCAGGCCACGUAAACUAUUUCCGGAAUAUUCCGAAAAAGAAUGUUCUGGUAGAGAGAGUCCUAUCGGGGCCAGUAACGUGAAUAGCAGUAGCACGGCAGAGGAUGUUUGGCUGGAAUGCGACGAUGAAGUCAUCCGUGUACUACGAAUGCGAGAACUCGAGGAUCUCCUGAGCCGUAAACCACGAACUUCUGCCCUUACACCUUACCUAUUAUUUUACGUUCAAGUGGCUCAUUCUGGAGCCAAUGUUAUGAAGUAGUACUUGGAUGACGUGUACAAGGCGGCAGAUUCAUUAUUGAUUGCAAGCAAAUAUUAACAUUUUUAUACUAGUUCUCUUACUAUGAGUUUUCGCACCCUGCUUUAAAUUAUCUGAUCAAAUGGUGUAAUAAAGUUAUAUUGAAACAAGGAAA
Daphnia carinata is the source of this 2778-nucleotide messenger RNA. It is a transcript of the gene Usp1, whose product is annotated as ubiquitin carboxyl-terminal hydrolase 1-like. Gene Ontology annotation, molecular function: cysteine-type deubiquitinase activity; cysteine-type endopeptidase activity. Lineage: Eukaryota; Metazoa; Arthropoda; Branchiopoda; Diplostraca; Daphniidae. The transcript is spliced from 7 exons. The coding region runs from base 474 to 2627 and encodes 717 amino acids. The record is from RefSeq and is a predicted model, not a curated record. Gene Ontology annotation, cellular component: nucleus; cytosol. Gene Ontology annotation, biological process: protein deubiquitination.